UGGCCCCCCUGACAAAGCCUCAAGACAAAGCCUCAAGACAAAGGGAGACCUGGUUGCCCAGCCAAGCCAAGCCACACUCUCUCUCUCUCACUCUGUCUGUCUCGCUUUCUCUUCCGCAUCGCUCGACGUUCCUUUGCCUGGAGCACCAAUUCCCUUCGCUUCAUGCAUGCACGGCACCCGAAUUCGGGGCGUUUUGCGUGAGAGACUUGUUUUGAGGUUCUCGAGGAUUAUUUGUUCCCUUACCAUCGGGCAUCUGAAGACACUCGGCUACAGUUCUGCUCACAAGAUUUGGAGUUGAUUCGUGCAUUCGUGACUUGGGGUGCAGGAAAGGCUAUACAUAAAUUAUGAAGUCAUCGUGGGUUCAAGAGGUGAUUGUAGGUACUCUGAGUAUGAUCCUGUAGCGCCGCGGGAAGUUCGUGUUUAUCCUGCAAGAGAGAGUCCUCUUCCACUAGUGGGUCCAUAAAUACUGUUUGGAUCUACUAGUGCGAGGAGGAGGUUUUGCCUCCAAGAAAUCAUUUAUACCUUGCAGUUUCUUCCACAGCUAAGAAGUUCCAGUAAUAUAGCAAGAUGUCGGCUCCGAAGAAGACUUACUCCUCCACAAGUUCGGCGAAGUCGAAGGCCCACAGCGUGAGGGUCGCUCAAACUACGGCAGAUGCAGCCCUUCAUGCUGUGUUUGAAAAGUCCGGAGUUUCUGGAGAUAAUUUUGAUUACUCAAAAUCUGUCAGCAAAUCGACAGCAGGGUCUCUUCAUACUGGGGCAGUGACUGCCUACCUCCAACGUAUGCAGAGGGGAGGACUCACUCAAUCCUUUGGGUGCAUGGUUGCAGUUGAGGAGACAGGGUUUCGUGUCAUAGCGUACAGUGAAAAUGCACCCGAGUUCCUAGAUCUGAUGCCGCAAGCUGUACCAAACAUUGGGGAAAUAAACACGCUAGGAAUCGGGACGGAUGUGAGAACGCUGUUCACCCCUUCAAGUGCUGCCUCUCUCGAGAAGGCGGCCGAAACACAAGAAAUAAGCUUACUCAAUCCGAUCACCGUCUAUUGCAGAUCUAAAAAACCUUUGUAUGCCAUUGCACAUCGCAUAGACAUAGGCAUAGUCAUCGAUUUUGAGGCGGUGAAUAUGAACGAUGUUACAAUAUCAGCUGAUGGUGCAUUGCAAUCUCAUAAACUUGCGGCGAAGGCAAUUACACGGCUCCAAGCACUACCUGGGGGUGACAUAGGACUGCUCUGUGACACUGUUGUUGAGGAGGUUCGAGAGCUCACUGGGUAUGACAGGGUAAUGGCCUACAAAUUUCAUGAGGAUGAGCAUGGUGAGGUGGUCGCAGAAAUUCGUCGCACGGAUCUUGAGCCCUACUUGGGUCUUCAUUACCCGGCCACUGACAUUCCCCAGGCGUCUCGGUUUCUAUUUAUGAAGAACAGGGUCCGGAUGAUUGGUGAUUGUUCUGCUCCUCCAGUGAAAAUUGUACAAGAUCCAAACUUAAGGCAGCCAGUCAGCUUGGCAGGUUCGACUUUACGUUCCCCUCACGGAUGCCAUGCCCAAUACAUGGGCAACAUGGGGUCCAUUUCAUCGAUAGUCAUGGCCGUGAUCAUCAAUGAUAACGAGGACGAUUCUCGUGGCUCAGUUCAAAGGGGUAGAAAGCUAUGGGGGCUAGUAGUGUGCCAUCACACAUCUCCACGUACUGUGCCAUUUCCACUUCGGUCUGCGUGUGAGUUUUUAAUGCAGGUGUUUGGUUUACAGCUUAACAUGGAGGUCGAGUUAGCCGCUCAGCUUAGGGAAAAACAUAUUCUCAGAACUCAAACUCUUUUAUGCGACAUGCUUCUUCGAGAUGCCCCCAUUGGUAUUGUGUCUCAGGUUCCAAACAUUAUGGAUCUUGUGAAGUGUGAUGGAGCUGCUCUUUAUUAUGGGAAACGAUUCUGGCUUUUGGGCACGACCCCGACCGAAAGUCAAAUUAAAGAUAUUGCAGAAUGGUUGCUAGAGUACCACAAGGACUCAACGGGACUCAGUACUGAUAGCUUAGCGGAUGCCAAUUACCCAGCCGCACACCUCCUUGGGGAUGCUGUGUGUGGUAUGGCAGCUGCAAAGAUCACUUCCAAAGAUUUUCUGUUUUGGUUCAGAUCUCACACUGCGAAAGAGAUAAAGUGGGGUGGUGCCAAACACGACCCAGGCGAAAAAGAUGAUAAUCGAAAAAUGCACCCCAGAAGCUCUUUCAAAGCCUUUUUGGAGGUCGUGAAACGACGAAGUCUACCCUGGGAGGAUGUAGAAAUGGACGCUAUACAUUCUCUUCAGCUUAUUCUACGUGGAUCCUUUCAGGACAUCGAUGACAGCGACACAAAGACUAUGAUUCAUGCUCGUCUGAAUGAUUUGAAGCUUCAUGAUAUGGAUGAGCUUAGCAUUGUAGCGAAUGAAAUGGUACGGUUGAUAGAAACUGCGACCGCCCCUAUUCUGGCAGUUGAUUCAAAUGGAAUGAUAAAUGGCUGGAAUGCCAAAAUAGCCCAAGAAACAGGGCUUCCGGUUGCUGAGGCUAUGGGCAGAUCUUUGGUGAAAGACCUCGUCAUGGAUGAGUCAUUGGAGGUUGUUGAAAGACUACUUUAUCUGGCUUUGCGAGGUGAAGAAGAGCAGGGGGUGGAAAUCAAAUUGAAGACCUUUGGCGCUCAAACUGUGAAAGGAGCGGUUAUUCUGAUUGUUAAUGCCUGCGCUAGUAGAGACGUGUCGGAGAAUGUUGUUGGCGUUUGUUUUGUUGGUCAGGAUGUAACUGGACAAAAAAUGUUUAUGGACAAGUUCACUCGUAUUCAGGGUGAUUACAAAACCAUAGUGCAGAAUCCUCACCCUCUCAUCCCUCCUAUUUUUGGUGCGGACGAAUUUGGAUACUGUUUCGAAUGGAAUCCGGCCAUGGAGGGUUUGACUGGUUGGAAGCGAGAUGAAGUGAUCGGAAAACUUCUUGUAGGAGAGAUUUUUGGCAUGCAAAAGAUGUGUUGCCAGAUGAAGAGUCAAGACGCCAUGACCAAGUUCAUGAUAUCAUUGAACUCGGCCAUGGAUGGGCAAAACACAGAUAAAUUUUCCCUCUCCUUUUUUGAUCGAGAAGGGAGGUAUGUUGAUGCUCUGCUCUCAACCAACAAACGCACUAAUGCUGAUGGAGCUAUAACUGGCGUCAUUUGCUUCUUACAAAUUGCGAGUUCGGAGCUACAACAGGCCCUUAGAGUACAGCAAGCUACAGAGAAGGUCGCAAUAGCGAAGCUGAAGGAGCUUGCAUACAUUCGUCAGGAGAUAAAGAAUCCACUAUGCGGGAUCACAUUCACUCGGCAACUGCUAGAAGACACUGAUCUCUCAAAUGAUCAGAAGCAGUUUCUAGACACAAGUGCUGUGUGCGAGCAGCAGUUGCAAAAAGUAUUGAAUGACUUGGACUUGGAGAGUAUCGAAGACGGGUACUUGGAGUUGGAUACUGCUGAAUUUGAGAUGCGUACAGUGAUGGACGCCGUUAUCAGUCAAGGUAUGACGAUAUCCCGUGAGAAGGGGCUUCAGAUCAUUCGAGAGACUCCUCGGGAAAUAAUCACUAUGCGUUUGUUUGGAGACCAGGUUCGGCUCCAGCAAGUUCUCUCUGAUUUCUUAUUAAACGCAGUGCGUUUUACGCCUUCCUCUGAAGGCUGGGUCAAAAUCAAGGUGGUCCCUACAAGGAAACGGCUUGGUGGGAAUGAGCAUGUCAUGCACUUGGAAUUCAGAGUAAGCCAUCCUGGAGCUGGGCUUCCUGAAGAGCUUGUGCUGGAGAUGUUUGAUAAAGGCAAAGGCAUGACCCAAGAAGGACUAGGUUUGAACAUAUGUCGGAAGCUGGUUAGGUUGAUGAAUGGGGACGUUCAGUACGUGCGUGAAGCUAUGCAGUGUUACUUUGUUCUAUAUGUGGAGCUUCCUUUGGCUCAGCAGGAUGAUGCUGCAAGUCAAAUGUAGGAGCUCAUAUACCCUUUUUACGUGCAUAGAUACCUUUUUUUUGAAGUUCUCUCUAGUAGUGAACUGAAGUGUGGACGGAGAGGACCAUGACUUUUCCCGCUUCAGACGUCUAGUUCAGUUUUGCUUAGGUGUCUCAAAAUGAGGCAAACUGGCUUCACUGCUCGGUAAACCAAAGAGCCUUCGUUGACACAGAAUCGAUCUUUUAUAGGUAAAUAGUCAUGUGGUCUAUGAAGUGUACAGCAACUACUUUUCCGUGAUAACUUAUUUCAGUCCCUGUUUCGGUCUUCA
This is a messenger RNA of Physcomitrium patens, 4224 nucleotides long. The record is from RefSeq and is a predicted model, not a curated record. Lineage: Eukaryota; Viridiplantae; Streptophyta; Bryopsida; Funariales; Funariaceae.